GAAGCAGACUGGUUAGGAGAGCAUAAAGGGGGAAAAGAGAAACUUCAAUGGCAAAGUAGAGAAGGGAGAAAACUUAAAAAAUCAGUAAAUGAUCACGGGGCAGGAAAAAGAAAAGAAGAAACAGAAACAACAUGAUGAUCUUUAGAAAUAUCACAGAGAUGACAGUACCAGUAUCGUUGGGUCGGAACUUUUAGAGCAUAAUCCUAAAUUGCUUUCCAAAAUGUUGGACCAGUUUGGAGCAAGUCACUUAACAUUUCAGUGCUUCAGGUAGAUCUCAAAGCCAAUCAUCAUUGUACAUUAAAGCAAAUUCAGAGCUACCCAUGUUGACUUGUUGCUCUGACUUCCUGAAGUGAUUUUACACUGCCCCCUGACUGGCAGGGAACCCAGAAGUAGAAGUCUCUGCCACUUGUACAGAGCUCUUCAAAAACUAUACAUAGAAAAGUGAACUCAUUGACUAUUUGGUCCACCCAUCUCUACUUCGAUGCGCACAGAUCCAGAGAAUCCACGCAGAAAAACUUUGGCUCCUAUGGAUAACCAUAUCAGAUCUUCGGCUAACAUUGGUCUUCCACUCAACCUGAUUAACCAGCAUGCAUCAUGGCCAGCUUAUGUCACUUAUACAUCCCCAAGUGUCAACAGACUUAUUGAGCAAGAAAGACUGAAACAGUCAGAAUACUACAACUUCAGUCAGGAAGACAGAGGAGAAUCAAACCACAACAUUCAACCAGGAUUCAUCUACCUUUCAAGAAAGCCUGCCAACUUUUCUGCUGAUGCUUCUUAUAAGGAGCAUCCCACAACAUCAGUUCUGGAAAGCCACUCCCCAUUGGCAGCUCCGCUGCCUGAUUUACAUGUGAAUGGUGCAAUUCCCCAGACAGCUUCAAGAGGAGAUCCCACUGACGCUUGCAACAAACUCAUUUAUUCCCAAAAACCUAUGAUGCGCAUUUUCGUGUAUGGUGCCCUGCCAGAUGACACGGAGAGAAAAACAAAUGUUCAUUAGACAUCAUGUUUUCUGUAGGCCACCCCUACCAGCUUAAUACUGCUUUUAAGUUCUCUCUUCAA
This is a messenger RNA of Sarcophilus harrisii (Tasmanian devil), 1056 nucleotides long. It is a transcript of the gene CDRT4, whose product is annotated as CMT1A duplicated region transcript 4. The transcript has 4 exons. Bases 482 to 994 code for a protein of 170 amino acids. The record is from RefSeq and is a predicted model, not a curated record. Lineage: Eukaryota; Metazoa; Chordata; Mammalia; Dasyuromorphia; Dasyuridae.